ACAGCUCACGGCAAUGUAGAAGUAAUAAAUAACGUAUCGUAAUUAUUGCUGUGCAAUUUAAUAAUUAAUGAUAAAAGUCAAUUAAAAAAACAUUUACAACAAAACAAUUGAAGUAUCAUUAAUAAAAAAACUUUUUUUUGACAUUUCAAUACAUAACUAUCUAUAUGUAAAAAAAAAAAAACAAAUUUAUUGCCCCAGACUUAUUGAGUUCUUCGAAUCAGUAAUAAUUUUUUUUUCGUACAUUGAUAAGUAAAAUGUUGACUGUAGGGAUUAACGGAUUUGGUAGAAUAGGAAGAAUGUGUUUGCGUGUUUGUCUAGAGCAAGAUAUCGAUGUGAAAUUAAUUAACGAUCCCUUCAUUCAAACAGAAUACAUGUUAUAUUUAUUUAAAUACGACUCAACCCACGGGACCUAUCCUUCGGCAAUGGAAUUUGAAAAAGCCGCUCUUAUUAUUGGCAAUAAAAAAAUAUCAACCUCACAGGAAAAAAAUCCUUUAAAAAUAAAAUGGAAUAAUCAUGGAGUUCACUUUGUCAUUGAAUCAACUGGAGUAUUUACAUCACUAGAAAAAGCAUCGAUGCAUAUAGACGGAGGUGCAAAAAGAGUUGUAAUAACUGCACCCUCAGUAGACGUACCAAUGUACGUAUUUGGUGUGAACCAUUGCUGUUACAAUCCAAAAAAAGGAUCCGUAGUAUCAGCGACAUCUUGCACGACAAAUUGCGCCGCCCCGAUUGUAAAAGUGAUUAAUGACAAUUUUCAAGUUCUCGAAGCGAUGAUAACAAGUGUACACGCGACAACUGCUACUCAAAAAACCGUCGAUGGACCAACAGGAAAGGCAGGUUUUCUCAUUCAUCAACUACUCCCCCACUUGUGGCGAGAUGGCAGAGGAUGUCUCCAAAAUAUAAUUCCUACAUCAACCGGCGCUGCCAAAUCUAUUGAAAAAAUAAUUCCUGAAUUAAAAGAUAAAAUAUCAGCGAUUGCUUUUCGCGUUCCUGUUCCUAAUGUUUCGUUGUGUGACAUAACAUUUAGAAUCAACAAACCCACGAGCUAUGACGAAAUAAAAACGGCGAUGAAAAAAGCCGCGGGUAGUCACCUCCAAGGAAUUUUGCAUUACACCGAAGAUGACGUUGUUUCGUCAGACUUUAACCAUACGAAAUACUCGUGUGUAUUUGACGCAAAAGCUGGGAUUCCCCAGACUGGCACUUUUGUUAAAGUUGUCGCUUGGUAUGACAACGAGUACGGAUACGCAAAUCGGAUUAUUGACUUGAUACGAUUUAUGCAAGAUGUUGAUUCUGGAAAAACUUGUCCUCCAACUGAACAUCCUAUCGACGAAUCUUUUGCCGAAUGAUAUUUUUAUUUUUUUCUUAAACUCAAUAAAAAAUUUAUUAUUAUAAUAAAAAUAAGAGAUUAAUUAUAAAAUUUUUAAUAUAAUUUUUAUUUAAAUAAAUAUUAAAAU
Molecule: messenger RNA, 1451 nt
Organism: Microplitis mediator
Lineage: Eukaryota; Metazoa; Arthropoda; Insecta; Hymenoptera; Braconidae
Product: glyceraldehyde-3-phosphate dehydrogenase-like
Exons: 5
Coding region: 255-1343 (362 amino acids)
Biological process (GO): glucose metabolic process
Molecular function (GO): NAD binding; NADP binding; oxidoreductase activity, acting on the aldehyde or oxo group of donors, NAD or NADP as acceptor
Source: RefSeq, a predicted model, not a curated record